AUGAUGAAACAGUCUCGAACUAUUGUGAAAUAAGACACAAUUCUGUUUUUAAAAUUUGUCAAUAUUUAGUGUCAAAUAUAAUAUGCCGUACGUAGAUAACUUUUUAUCAGAAGGGACAAACCAGAUGAGGCUCGUACAUGAUAACUCGUUCUUAUUUGGGCGUGGAUUUAGAUACGUUUAUGACCUUGAUGACAGACCGCGGGAUAUUUUAGUUUAGAGAAACACGUUAGCUUUAACGGGUUUAAUAGGUGGGUAAUUGACAAAAAAAAUCUAACACUGGGUCGAAGGUUACCGGAUAUACGUGUUUAAAUGCUUACGACGGCACCUAAAAGGUAGUGGGGAUCUCCCGUAGAUCACUGUUUGUCUAAACAUUACGGCAUUCCAGACGGUGUGUGUCAAGUGUUUGUGUGACCUCACAACACCCGGCGAGAAAGGUAUUACUUGUGUCGUGCAGUGACUCUAUUAACUUCCUUUUCAACGUUAUGUUAUUGUCCAUUGAGUGGAAAAUGUAUGGAUUAAUAGUACGUUAACUGGAAUAGCUCAACGGCUUGUUGUUAUGUCUAUUUAACCUAAAACAGUGUUCCGUUAUGACGAUGAUAUAACAUGUCAUACACUAUGUAGAUUCGGUAAAGGAACAGCAGAGAUAUAAAAUUAUACUGAAACACGUUCAAUGGUCUAAAGAAACACCUGUAACACCACAUCCAUGGUCACAAUCUCCAUGGUAACAAUGGAACAAGAAAUGGAAAGAUGCAUGGUGUUCGAUGAUUUUCUACGGGAUGAGGAUAUAGCGAAACGUCAAUAUCCCAAAUACAAGUAUCUCACACACCCUUCGGUCCUGUCAACUUUUCAACACACUACAUUCGGCACUGUAUUUAUUAUCAAGCCGGGUAAUAAUGGAACCGCCAUCAUUAACUGCUUCCGCCACAAAGUACUGAAGCACGUGGACAGAGUGGGUCAGGUGGGGAGAAAGGAAAAGAUAGGAUUUCCGACACUUGGCUUUACGUCACUUCCGGCAGGUGGAAAACUGCUGACCAAUGUACACGACAAAUGUGUCAUGAGUUUGACGGACACUGGUGACGCGAAGGUGUUAUUCAGCACCGCCCCUCUUAUUCCCCUACAGAUAUGCGACACAGAAGACAACUCUUUGCUGGUUUCACUUUUGGAUAACACCGAGUAUGAAAUAAACGACAAAAACAUCCGAGUUUUGACAAAGUACACCAAAACAGGACUGCGUAUUACCACUGUCGAACGGGACACUCGAGGCCAGCGGCUGUUUUGUAGGCCUGGAAGAGUUAGAUAUAAUAAAAGAAAUGGACAAAUAAUUGCUGGGAAUAGAACAGGGGAGACAACAGCACAUAUUGUCGUAUUCGAUACGGACUUAAGACUGCUGUUUCGUUACCUUGGAAACGGAAGAUCAGUUUCAUCAGAUGACGAUUUUAACGUGAAACUCAUCAAUAAGGGCUUUUUCGCCGUUGACGCUGACUACGAUAUUUUUAAUAACAUCGUUGUGCUAGACAACAUUACAAAGUGUGUAGAACUGCUUGAUUGUUACGGGCAACUAUUGAAAAUCGUAAUUCAAGACUCUGAUGCACCUCGAUCUUUGUGUGUCAACUUCGAUCAAACGCUUUGGAUUGGAUUUACAGAUGGACAGGUCAAGGUCAUCAAAUACUUGGAGGAAUGCGAUGCAUCAUAACCCGGAUAGCUUCCCGUGUGGUAUAAUUCUGACACAUGUUGACCGGACACGAAGGGUAGAACCCCAGCCUACUGGUACACUGCAGUCAAACGCUUUAGACCUUGUGGCCGACCAGAAAUGUAACAAGGCAAAAGAAUGAUAAAAGAUUUUUUGACAAUUUUCAUAAUUUCAUUUUGAAAACUUGUUGUUAAAUUGACGUUAGGCUUUAGCAGUCUUUUCAACAGUUUGACCAGGAACAUGUAUAUCAGUAUGUUUCAGGUUAUGUAUGAAUGCAUUUAGUUAUGUGUUAUCCGUUGAUGCAUUUAUCAUGUAGUUGUAUGAUGUUUGGGUGGGGUAUUACAUAGCUUUGUCGACUGAUGUCAAUGUCGCUACGUGUCCUUAAUCACUUAAACCUUCGGGGAUUAUAUAUGGAAGCUUACCAGGAUAUAUUUGUAUUUAUCAAAACACUUUAAAACCUACUGAGGUGCUGUUUCAGUUACUACAAUUAUACGUAACAAUAAUACGAUGCAUACAGUAAAUGUAAAAAGGUUUGUAUUUUAUGUUUAUUUUAAGGUAAAGGGCAUCAACAAGUUUAUAUACAUUAUCACCAUUGUCACAAUUG
Mizuhopecten yessoensis (Yesso scallop) is the source of this 2294-nucleotide messenger RNA. RefSeq lists its product as uncharacterized. Lineage: Eukaryota; Metazoa; Mollusca; Bivalvia; Pectinida; Pectinidae. The coding region runs from base 704 to 1693 and encodes 329 amino acids. The transcript has 4 exons. The record is from RefSeq and is a predicted model, not a curated record.